This is a messenger RNA of Zootermopsis nevadensis, 565 nucleotides long. RefSeq names its product COX assembly mitochondrial protein homolog. Lineage: Eukaryota; Metazoa; Arthropoda; Insecta; Blattodea; Termopsidae. The record is from RefSeq and is a predicted model, not a curated record. Gene Ontology annotation, cellular component: mitochondrion.
UAUGUGUGUUGGUAAACUGUGAGCCGUGAAGUAUAGCGAUAAAUUGACGUUAUCUAUGGUCUGAAGCGUCUGCUUGAACUGAUAUGGCGGUUUUAGGGAAGAAAUUUGGAGGGGGACCGCAUGGAUUAGGUGAUCCACUGGAUAGGUCAUUACGGAAUGUAGAGGUUGAGGUUCUGAUUCCAAAGAAGAUGCGAGAGAAAGCCAAAGAUGACAAAUGUGCUGAGGAGGUAAAAGCUUUCAAUGAAUGCUGCAAGAGUUCCAGCAUAUUUAUGGUUGUUACAUGUCGAAAGGAAAACACAGCUCUUAAGAACUGCCUAAUUCGCUGGUACCAAGAUGAAAAAUUCAAGAAUAGUUGUAAAGAAGAAUAUCUGGAUGAACGUAGUGAGUUCAGAAGAACUGGUAUUCCUAAGAAAGGUCAUGACAAGUAAAAACAUGUGUGGACAAGUUGGAUAAAUGUAUACACCUCAAGUUGUAACAAAACUUGUAAAUGUAACAAAAUUUUCCCUGCUAUUCUUCAUGUUCGUAGUUCUUGCAAAAAUAAACGUUAUUAUAUCUAACCUUACAA